GGGGGAUCCAACAUGGCGGCUGCGGCGACCCUGGCGAUGGCGGUGCAGCCCAUCAGAACGUAGUGGCGGGGAAGGGGGCACGGUCCGCACUCACGGUGGCGUCGGCGGAGACAGCUGAGGGUGGUGGAGGGAAGAAAAGCGACGGAGAGCAAAAGGAAGGGCAGGCAGGCAAACAACUCGGCGAAGAAACGAGCGCCGGCUCGAGCGAAGGCAGAGGGCCAGAACAGUGGGGAUGGCGGAGCCACGCAGAGUAGCGUUUAUUAGCCUGUCACCGGUGAGGCGGCGCGAGGCCGAGUACCCGGGGGCCGAACGCGAGCCCGAAUACCCUCGCGAGCCCCCCCGGCUGGAGCCGCAGCCGUACCGCGAGCCCGUCCGGCCGGAGCAGCUAGCCCCGCGGGAGGCUGCCCCCCGGUCGGACGCGCAGCCCCCGCCGCGGGAGAAGCCGCUCCCCCAGCGCGAGGUCAGCCGCGCCGAGCCGCCCAUGUCGCUGCAGCGCGAGCCCCCGCGGCCCGAGCCGCCGCCGCCGCCGCCGCCUCCGCUCCCGCAGUUGCACUUGCAGCCGCCCCCGCCGCGGGAGUCGGUUUCCCGGGCCGAGCCGCAGCAGAGGCCGCCGAGGGAGACCGUACGCCUGGAGCUGGUGCUCAAGGAUCCCACCGACGAGAGCUGCGUGGAGUUCAGUUACCCGGAGCUGCUACUGUGCGGAGAACAACGGAAGAAACCUGUUUACACGGAAGACCCGUUUAAUGAUGAUCAUCAAGAGAGGCAAGAAGUGGAAAUGCUGGCUAAGAAGUUUGAAAUGAAAUAUGGUGGGAAGCCCCGUAAACACCGGAAGGAUCGGCUACAAGAUUUAAUUGAUAUAGGCUUUGGCUAUGAUGAAACAGAUCCAUUUAUUGAUAACUCAGAGGCUUAUGACGAAUUAGUUCCUGCGUCUCUAACAACAAAAUACGGAGGCUUUUACAUCAACACCGGCACUCUCCAGUUUCGCCAAGCUUCAGACACUGAAGAAGAAGAUCUCACAGACAGCCAGAAGCACAAGCCACCCAAAAUUCCCAAAAUAAAAGAAGAUGAUAUUGAGAUGAAGAAGCGCAAGCGGAAAGAGGAAGGGGAAAAGGAGAAGAAGCCAAGGAAAAAAGUACCCAAACAACUGGGAGUUGUGGCUCUAAAUUCACACAAAUCAGAAAAAAAGAAGAAACGUUAUAAAGAUUCUCUUUCUCUAGCUGCCAUGAUACGAAAAUUUCAAAAGGAGAAGGAUGCGUUAAAGAAGGAGUCUAACCCUAAAGUCCCAGUGACGUUAUCGACUUCCUCUCUGAAUAAAGCUCCCUCUGCUGCUGCAGCACUGGGAAAUGAUGUCUCGGAACUCAGUCUGAAUAGUGCUGGUCCAGACCUCCCCAUUUUUGUUAGCACAAAUGAACAUGAACUAUUUCAGGAAGCUCAGAAUGCCCUCGAGAUGCUAGAUGAUUUCGACUUUGACAGAUUACUGGAUGCUGCUUCUAACGGUAGCCCCCUCUCUGAAUCAGGGGGAGAGAAUGGAAAUACCACCCAGCCAACCUAUGCCUCUCAGGUUAUGCCCAAGGUGGUACCUACACUCCCAGAGGGUCUACCUGUCCUUCUUGAAAAACGUAUUGAAGACCUCCGUGUAGCUGCCAAACUUUUUGAUGAAGAAGGAAGGAAAAAAUUCUUUACACAGGAUAUGAAUAAUAUUCUUCUGGACAUUGAGUUACAGCUCCAGGAACUAGGCCCUGUCAUUCGUAGCGGUGUCUACUCCCACCUUGAAGCUUUCGUGCCAUGUAAUAAAGAAACACUGGUAAAACGUCUAAAGAAGUUACAUCUCAACGUUCAGGAUGAUCGUUUAAGAGAACCUCUGCAAAAACUGAAACUGGCUGUUAGCAAUGUCAUGCCUGAACAGCUAUUUAAAUACCAGGAGGACUGCCAGGCUCGUAAUCAAGCUAAGUGUGCCAAGUUUCAAACAGAUGAAGAACGAGAAAAAAAUGGAUCCGAGGAAGAUGAUGAUGAGAAACCAGGGAAACGUGUCAUAGGACCAAGGAAGAAAUUCCACUGGGAUGACACCAUCAGAACUUUGUUAUGUAACCUUGUUGAGAUCAAAUUGGGAUGCUAUGAGUUAGAGCCAAAUAAAAGCCAGUCUGCUGAGGAUUAUCUUAAAUCCUUUAUGGAGACAGAGGUGAAACCAUUGUGGCCUAAGGGCUGGAUGCAGGCAAGAAUGCUUUUUAAGGAAAGUCGGAGUGUACAUAAUCAUCUUACUUCUGCUCCGGCAAAGAAAAAGGUGAUUCCUGCACCGAAACCCAAAGUGAAGGAGUGUAGUCCAAAGAAGGACCAGAAGACUCCUGCAUCCUUGGUGGCUUCAGCGGGUGGUCCUUCGACAAGCUCUAGCACAUCUGCUGUGGCCUCCACCAGUUCUGGCUCGACACCAGCCCAAGAGACAAUCUGCCUUGAUGACUCCCUAGAUGAAGAACUUUCUUUUCAUCCACCUGCACUGGAUCUUGUUUCUGAAGCUUUAGCUGUUAUCAAUAACGGGAACAAGGGCCCUCCAGCUGGCUCAAGGAUAAGCAUGUCAACUGCAAAGCCUCGUCCAGGACUGAGAGAAGAAAAAUUAGCAAGUAUCAUGAGUAAACUGCCACUGGCUACUCCCAAAAAGCUAGAUUCUACUCAGACCGCACAUUCAUCAAGUCUUAUUGCUGGUCACACAGGGCCAGUACCAAAGAAACCCCAGGAUUUAGCUCAUACUGGCAUCUCUUCAGGCCUUAUUGCUGGUUCUUCGAUUCAGAACCCUAAAGUUUCCUUAGAACCUUUGCCAGCCAGGCUUCUUCAGCAAGGACUACAGAGGUCAAGCCAGAUUCAUGCUUCUCCCUCUUCGCAGACCCAUGUCUCCUCCUCUUCCCCAGCCCAGGUUGCUGCCUCCUCUCAUGCUCUGGGGACAUCAGAGGCCCAAGAUGCUUCUUCAUUAACACAGGUGACAAAGGUGCCCCAGCAUUCAGCUGUCCAACAGAACUAUGUGUCUCCACUGCAAGCAACUAUUAGUAAAUCACAGACCAAUCCGGUGGUUAAGUUAAGUAAUAAUCCCCAGCUGUCCUGUUCUUCCCCACUUAUCAAGACUUCAGAUAAGCCGCUUAUGUACCGCCUUCCCUUAUCUACUCCCUCACCUGGAAAUGGUUCUCAAGGGUCCCACUCGCUGGUUUCUAGGACAGUACCUAGCACCACUACCUCCAGUAACUAUUUAGCCAAGGCUAUGGUGUCACAAAUCUCCACGCAGGGUUUCAAAUCUCCCUUCUCCAUGGCUGCAUCCCCCAAACUUGCCGCAUCUCCAAAACCUGCCACAUCUCCUAAACCCUUGCCCUCACCUAAGCCUUCUGCCUCACCCAAGCCCUCUCUGUCAGCUAAGCCUUCAGUAUCAACUAAACUUAUUUCUAAGUCCAACCCAACUCCCAAGCCUACUGUACCCCCAAGUUCUUCCAGUCCAAAUGCACUAGUGGCCCAGAGUAGCCACUCCAGCGGUAAUAACCCAGUCCACAAACAGCCCAGUGGAAUAAACAUCAGCAGACAGUCUCCCACCUUGAAUUUACUGCCCUCUAAUCGCACUUCCGGCCUUCCGUCUACAAAAAAUCUUCAGACCCCUUCAAAGCUAACGAACUCCUCAUCCCCUGGAACUGUUGGGAAGAACAGCUUGAGUGGAAUUGCAGUGAAUGUACCUGCCGGCAGAGGCAGCAACCUUAACUCAAGCGGCGCUCAUAGGACUAGUCUGUCUGGGGGAACAGGAAGUGGAACACAGGGUGCUACUAAACCGUUGUCUACUCCACACAGACCAUCCUCUGCCUCAGGGUCUUCAGUGGUAACAGCCAGUGUGCAGUCCACAGCAGGAGCAUCAUUAUUGGCUAAUGCCUCACCUCUGACUCUCAUGACAUCACCUUUGUCUGUAACAAAUCAAAAUGUGACUCCUUUUGGGAUGCUGGGUGGCCUUGUUCCAGUGACCAUGCCCUUCCAGUUUCCCUUGGAGCUACUUGGCUUUGGAACGGACACAGCUGGAGUGACAACCACCUCGGGAUCUACCUCAGCCGCUUUCCACCAUAGCCUAACUCAGAAUUUACUAAAGGGUUUACAGCCAGGAGCUCAGCGCGCAGCAGCACUUUCCCACUCAGCUCUGCCUGCUCAUUCACAGCAAACAUUCAAUGAUGGAGGCCAAAGCAAAGGGGACACUAAGUUACCACGGAAAUCUCAGUGACUUCCCAGCGAGCAAAGGAGAUGACACACACUCGGCUGGCUGAUGGAAUCUACCUGAUGGGAAAGUACUCACGUGGUCAUAGGGCUGCUGUUCUGUCGAUGUUUACAUUCUCUCGUCCCAAGCACUGUGGUGAGGAGGAAAAAGAAGAGAAAACAUUACUUGAGUAAAGCCAGGUGCGGGAGGAAGAAAUGCUCUCGUGCAAAGUUAGUGACCUUCGGUCUCUUCUAAGGAAAGACAGCGUUACCAUGUUAACUGACUUGAAAGAGACUCAGUUGUCAAACCCACAGAAGUACAAAUUUGAUUUUUCCCGGGGGGGAAAAGGAAGGAAAAUUGAGGAUUUGGGUAAACUCCAUCCAUCCUGGGGGUUGGAUUUGAACACGUGUAGACAGAAUUGCAUAAUAAAAGGCACUAUAUCUCAAAUUAGGCCAGUUUGUCAGGAAUAAUGACCAUGUCUGUUUGAAUGGACUAUGCAGCAAAUUCGCCACAAAAAAAGUUAAUGACCCUAUGUCUGAUAUAGACAGUAGCUGAGUGUAAAUCAUGUACCCUCAAAAAUCCUGAACAAACUUGAAUCUUCUCCAGAGUGUAGCAACUCCCAUAUAAAUUAGUGGACUAAAUAUGCUUCAGGAAAGUUAUUUUAGCACAGUGAUAUAUAUUAUUACAUUUUUAAAAGUCAAAAAAUUGAGCCUGUUGCUCUUAACAGACGAAACUUAGAUGUCCCCUUUUUGUAAAAGGGUCAAUUACAUCUUCCAUUCAGAAGCAGAUACUUAACUCUCUUCUUCAGGUGAUUUGUGCAUCUGGUAUUGACUGGUUAAUUCUUAUUUCCAUUCCUGAUGUUAAAAUGUGACUGGGCUCACAUUUUCCUCUCGAGAAAUGGGGAUCUUUGAUGUAGGGCUGCGGCUUUGGUCCACUUAGCCUUUGCAGGCCUGCCAGUAGGAACUGUAAAUUUCCCUCAACAGCACCUCAACUCACAACUUCUCCUUCUGUUCUUUUCGCUAUUGCUAUUUCAGAUGAUUAUUAACUAUUGAUAUAAAUAGGUAUAAGUGUGUAUUACAGUGCGUCUUCAUUGGUCAUUCAAAUAGCAUAUAUAUAUAUUUUUUUGGAAUUUUGAAGAAGGUAUUUUAAAGGGAGGAAUUAAAUUAGGAUCAUUAUGUGUACAGGGGAUUAUUUUUAUAACAGUCACGGUGUAUUUUUACUCCCUCAAUCCACUACAGUGAAAUUGAUUUGGAGCAUUUGGUAUCUUAAAAUCUUUACUAAUAUUUACUCAAAGUAUUAAUAUGGGACUAAACCUGCAGCUAAUAAGAAUCCUUUGUUAUUAGAGCUUCCUCGUGCAAAUAGCAUAUUCAACAAAGGAUGUUAAGGGAGAAAUUUACGGUUAUGUUUAGAUACAUUUUGUGUGAUUUUUUUUUUUUUUUUUUAACCUCAUCAUUGUUAUAGUCUCUCUUUUUUCUUCCUGUUUAGGUUUCUGAAUGUUUUCAAACUGUACCCAAGAAUGGUAUAAGCUUGGUCCAUUAAUAAUGACAGACUAACCUAAAAAGCAGCAUCGCAUUGGUAGUAGCAAGAUUUCUUGCAUGUGUUUUCAUUACAAAUCAUCUUAUGCAAUUAAGUUUAUUCAGAUAAGGGUAUUAACCAGGCCCUUUUUCAUUUACAUAAGUGAAAGUCCCAAGUAGCCUUUAGGACUGUGAAUAAAUUACCCCAGAUCUCUCUAGAUCUGUAGGCCUAUAUUUUGACUUCAAAGUCACAUUGGCUUGCUUCAUAGCAAAACAAAACAAAACAAAAACCUUAAUAACUGCAAACUUUAGUUCCAAGAACUUGUUAUGGUAUGAGGAAAGGAUUACUUCAAGGGAUUCGUUGAUAUAAUUACUUGCCUCCAAGAGUUUAGUUUACCAGUAAAGCAAAUGAGAAUGUUGUAUCAUCCCGGGUGGAUGUUUUGGAAGGAUAUUGGGAUGUUGUUGCAGAUCAAUUUGACUUGAAUUGAGAGUGAUUAACGUUUAUGUGGUUAAUGAGGGAAGCUUACCCGAUUCUUGAGUUGUUCCAGUGUAGCAUACCUCUUGCUUUUAUCUAAUUUAGAAAAAAGAAGUCUUUCCUUUGGGAAGCUGCCUUUGUUUCCCUUCCCAUACCAGGAGAAAAGUCAGAGUGAGCGCAUGAUUAAUCUCUCUCCCUGCUGCUAACCGCAUGUAUUCAACUCUGUGUGUACAUCUGUGCACACAGGUUUAUCUCUAUAUAAGUUCAUCAGUAGUUUAAGUUGAGCAAGGACAACCUUAAUUUCUAAAAUCCGUAAACUCUGAAUCACGCCAUGUGGCGAUCCCUGAUGACUCUUUGUCUUCCUUAGAGGAGAGCAGGAUUUCAGUUGCCCCCGCUCCCCAUAUGAUUUUAUAACUAACCAGUAAAAAUAUCUGAAGGACCUUGGCUCUGAGAAAUCCUCACGUGUGGAGAUUCUAUUCGGAUUGUCUUCGCUCUGAUGCCUCGAGGACCGCUGCCUCACCCCCACCUCAUUUUCAUGACCUUACUCUGUUUCAGUCAAGACUACCCUUUUAUGUUGCACAAAUGCAACAGACAUCCCUCUCUUUCUUAAAAAGUAUGAUCAAAGAGUUACUACAUGUAAAUACCUAUUUCUUUUCUAGGUCACGACAUUGAAAAUGGUGUCCCUACUGUACAGUCACCUAUCUUUACAGUUUUUCUUACUAAAAACAAACAUACAAAUUGGUUAUUUUUUAGCACAGAGACUUGUGACUCAUACUCUAUUUUUGCACUUGAAAGUCAAAUUUUGUUAUUUUUUAAAAUGGUGCGUACUUGGAAAGGAUGUGGAGCAAUGUGUGUUUCUGAACAGAGAGCAUUAACAGCCUCCCAGUGUAAAAGCAAUCAGCACACGUAGUUAUGUCCCAUUCAGUGGGAUUCUUGAUUCAGGAAAAGUAAGCUGUCUGUUUUCAACUGUCUUGUAUUUUAAAUUGCCUUCCCUGAUGUAUAAGCUGUUACUGUACAUACCAGUUGAUCCUCAGUAUUCACAAGCAAUAAUGUAUGGUCAGCAGAGUUGUCCUCAGAGAUAGCAGUGCUGAGCCUGGGUUGGAGACUGAGAGCAAAGUGUCAAGCUCAUUCAGAGCCUCCAAAAUUAAUGCAAGCAAUAAUUUCAUUAUUAAGUCGAUUAUAAUCCUUUCUCAUAUGCUUCUGAGAUCAUAGGGUAAAAGAAAUCAUGAUUUUAAAACAGCCUUGAAGAAAUUAGGGCAAAGAAGUGAGGUUAAUCUGAAGACACAAAAUCUUAAUAUCGAGGGAAUCAGAGGAUUGUGUUAGUACAUCCUUUCAUGCCUGCCACCCCUUUGAUGGAUGUUGUUAGCCCAAAUUACUUUCAUAUAUAUAUAUAGAAGCUGAAUAGGCUUUAUUGCGUCACCAACACAGGAGGAAGAACCGGGCAACGUACAUGUUUGAAUGCUGUGGGUUUGACACCUGUUUGAAAACAACUUAUAUGAAAAGAUUUUUAACCCAGGAUUUUUUUUUUCCCAAAGCAGAUCUAAAUUGUUUACUACCCAGGGUUGGAAAGGGCAGACACCUCUAGUCUUUCUCCUCUCAUUGCCCUCUACCACAUCCCUUUCCACCUCUACGUGGGUCAAGACAUUUUCUGAAAUGGAAAUUCUACUGUUACUCAAACUGCCAUUGAUUAUGAGAACGCUGUGUCCUUGGCAUCAUCUCCUAGGACUCCAGUUAUCUAUCAUAUUUGCUGCUACAUUUGUAAAAUGAACUUUGCCUGUAAUGGUCAACUGUAAUCUAAUUUGCAGGUUUGUUUUUUGUUGUUGUUUUUUUUUUUUUUUUUCCUUUUCUAGGAGGUUUUAGAAUUUGACCCAUGUAUAAUAGAGUUAGGAUACUUUAUUUUAGGGGUGUAUCAUAAAAGCACACUGGCCCCUCCCUGUAUUCUUUCUGUCAUCAUUUAGAUUUUGAACUUUUGUUUGCAUUUUUUGUUCAUUGAUGUUUGUUUUGUCUUGAUAUUAGCUAUAGAAGAGUGAGAGGAAUCUGUAAUCAGGCCAAACUUGAGAACUUUCCCUGUGCUUUAUUUAGCACUAUAUUUUCUGCUGUCCUUAUGUUCUCAGAAGGGCACUUUUUACCUUCCAUUAUGCAUGUAUGAUUGUUUUUUUUUGUUUUGUUUGUUUUUUGCUUUUAGGGGGCUUUUGUUCUUGUAAUAAUAAAGCAGAAGAAAAAUGCAGUAGUAGGUAAAUGAUUAAAAACCUGUUAUACAGUUUUAUUUUAUACAAUGUAAGGGAAAAAGUUUAACCCUGUAAGUCAUUUCUUAGCUCUGGUAAAAUGGCAUAUAUUACUCCUCUAAAACAUGCUCCAUUCAGGCCUUUGUCUUUGUUAAGUGCCUUUUUUUCUUUCUUUUUCCCCCUUUUGAAACUGGUCUCAGAUAUCCUAAAGUACAGGCUAAUAAGUCAGGGGAUUCAGGAGGAAGAAUCUCAAACUUGCCAAGACCACAUCAUGCUAUGAUAUUCUUCCUUUUCCUUAUAUGUAUAUGGAUAAUAUGUGUAAGAUACAUACAUACAUACAUGCAUACAUAUAUGUGUGUGUGUAUAUAUAUAUGUAUACAUAUGUUAUAUGUAUAUAAAAAAAACUAGUAGCUGCUGUACCAUUGCAUCUUUUCCAAGCACUCCCCUUUUAAUGUUUGCAAAACUUUGCCUUGUUUAUUCCACUGCUUUUAGUUGAUUCAAAUGGGUGGGUUGGGAAAUUGUCUUUCCACAAGAUGCUGUCUUUCCCCCUUUAAAUAAUCUGUUUGUAGCAGUUAAUAGCAACAGCAACUAUAUAUAUAUAUAUAUACACACACACACACACACAUAUUUCCAUAUAUAUAUAUAUAUAUAGUUAUUACAAAUAUAAUAAAUUUAGUGGACUCACUGACUCUUCCUGGAUGUAACCCACUACUCUGUGCCCUUCAGGCUUGGCAUGAGUAACGUUAGAGAAAGCGUUGGAAUAAUAAGAGUCUUUCCAGGUCAAGUUGAUAAUGACACUGUGGCAGGCAGGACUGAAGACAAGGGAGAGCUCGAGUUUAGAACUGUGGUAUUGGAUCUGAGUUUUGAAGGAAGUUAGAGAGUUUGUCAACAUUAAAAAUGAAUCAUAUAUUCUUCUGGGAAAUGAUUUUUUUAAGAAUUCCUAUAGCUGCAUAUUUGUCAAAAAGUUAACAAACUUAACUAGAAAGAUUUCAGAUACUGAGGAAAACACUCCUGUAACCUACAGCCUUUUUGAGAGAUCUUCAGUUUUUUCUUUUUGCCAGAUAAUUGCAUUUGGCUUAAUAUGGUUUGACAGUUCUUUAGGUUUCUCCCUUGAGCAAAAUAACAUAAUAUUUGGUAGCUUAAGAUUCAUCUGUUUCUUGUUGAUAACAGAUGUGACAUGUUGGGGGGGAGACCAAGCUGAACCAAUGCUCAAAACCCAGCACAAAUCUAUCUAAUAACCCCCCACCUCCCUUAAAUACAUUUUAACUGUGAAGAGGAGACUGGUGGCCAAAAAGGAGAAAGCAGAGGCUCCUGGUAGUGUUACCUGAUAGCACAACUGUUAGCAGGUGGCCUCAACUCAGUCAUGUUAACUCUCGGAUUAUUAUGUUUAGGAGGAAUAUCAUUUAACCUUUGUGCCUCAGAUUACCCAUUAGAAAAUUGGGUAUAAUAAUAUUCACCUACCUCCCAGGGAUAUCAGAGACUUUUUCAAAAAUAUUUUGAGUUUUUCUAAAAUGUCCUAUAUAAUUAAAAAAAAAGUAUUAUCAUCUUCCUUCAGAGGCUGAAAAAUAUUUCCCUUAUGAUGGGUAUAAAAAGCACCAUACAAUUUUUAAGUUAAAAAAAGAAUCACUGGAAUUCUAAUUUAGAUGCAUAUUUGUUAUUUAAACAUAUUAUAUUUGUGGUGGGAUAAAGUGGUUAGUUUCAGGUUAAGAAGGGGGAAGUGGGUAAAUAACACUAAGUUUCUUAAUUAUAAGUAGAUCUUUUAGCCAUUUAUGGAAUUAUUACGUGUGUGAUUUUUGCCAGGGUUAUGGAGCUGAAGCUAGAUCAACGUUGGAUGAUUGGUUAUUAGAGUCGAUUAAGGAUCCCAAAAGUUUUAUCUGCCUCACUUUGCCAUCGUCUCAAUCUAAUUUCCUUAUAUUACUUGUUUAGUGAUGGAUAGUAAGCUUUUAACUUGUUGAGAAUGAAUGAGAGUCUCCUCAUUCCUGUAGAUCAGAGAUGGUGUACUAUUCCUGUGAUUGAUUAUAGGCUUAUCCGGCUUUGCACUGAAGACGCAAGCAUCACAGUCAGCUGGGUAUACUUUUAGCCAGGCUACCUUUGUAAUUUAUGCUUCUUCAGCACGUAAGAGUUGGAGCCAUCAACUGCUCAGGUUGUAGGAAAAUGAGAGGGGGAGGCAGGACUCUCUUCUGAGCUGGGGCAGGGUUGGGAGGGUUGGGGUCGAAGGAAACAUGCUCGCCCAGCUCCAAGGAGGAAAGGAAGGUCAUCUUAUCCCACCCCCACUGGGUACACUAAGCAGUACUACAUAGAACUUCCCUUUUCACAUUUAAGACAACAACGGGAAAAAAUGGAUGCCAUCUUUGUAGCUAGAGCUGAAUGCUGAGCACCAUUUGUUUGGCGGGGGGCGGGGGUAGCACAUAUUCAGGGUUAGGAGAGAGAAUGUAGCCGGAUGAGGAACCGACUGUCCAGUGUAAGUGAGUCAGGAGAAAGCAGCGGGCCCAAGCAGACAGAGCCUCUGGGUUAAUUCCCAGAACUGGCCGAGGCUCAUUUCAUCUCUAGUGAUAGGAAGUUUUAAAAAUCACUUUUUGGUUUUUUGUUGCUUUUUCCAGAGAAAGCCUUAGUUAGUAGCCUCUAAAUAUCAACUAUGCAGGUAAACAUACAAGUUUUCCACAUUUUCCCUCGUGUUCCAUUCUUUAAAGAACAGAUGUGAAUGAAGACUUCUGCCCAAAGAAAUAAGACAUAAGGGUUUUGUUGAAUGUGUGUUCGUUCCUCUAGGGAAAAUUAAUGAAAACAUAAAAAUAGACAUAUUUUAUGUGUUCAUCUAUCCUAAAAUGUGAGCAUAAUAUUCAGAAACUAAGUGCAGAUUCUUCUACUGGUGAGGAUCAUGGAAUGUCUUUGUGUCGUUAAGAUGAAACCAUCCCAGUGUUCAAUUCUGAGAAAGUUUUAGAUUCUUUGGCACAGUGUUCAGGUCUGUGGAGCUGAACAGAUGGUCAGACUCUGAUUAAAAAGUAGCUUUGAAUAUUAAUGUCCAGUUCUUACUCUUUCUUCGUUUUCUUAAGACUUCACUCUUCUUUGCCCUGGUGUUAAGUUAACCAUUUCAUUGGCCAGUUGCUGCACCAGAAUAUAGGUUGCUGGGCGUCUGGGGAGGAAAGGUUACUCUGUCGUUGCCGUCCUGAUCGCAGGCACAUUGGCCUCUGUCCCCAAGGACCUCAAACGGAAAAGCCGCAGGCGUGUCCCAGGGGCUCUUUACACCCAGCGCAGCCUGAGAGGGCGGACUGGGAGCACUUUCAUCAGAAGCUGCCCUUGAAUAAGCUGAUUAAAUUGCGUUUUUCUCAGAUGCUCCCACAGUACCUUUUGUGUGAAAGUAGCCACUUGUGAUCUUGAUUGAAUGUCUUCGUACUGUAAUUUCUUCCUACGUCUCCUUCUCCAUCUUUCUUACAUAAUUUCCACUUUAGAGCAGGUUAGUACUUACAUUUUGGACACCUUUCCAAACUGUUACCCAAACAGGUCGAAAACACUCUUAGAGAGAUCCCAGUGGUAUAAUUAAGGGGGUCUCUAUGUCCGGGGCUUAGACUCGUCACUGGUGACCCGAAUUUUUUUCUCUUCUCAUUCGUGUUAAAAAUAGAUUUCUCUGCUAUAUAUAAUGUGGUAGUAGCUAGGGGCAUUGCAUGGCUUCCUCUUGAUACUUUUCAAGAUUUUUCCGAAGAGGUGCAGACCUUUGUUAGGGCUCCUGUUUCUCGUGAUACUUUUGCUUAUUUUCAUACUUGCCCUGGAAUAAACCGACUUUGCAAAGGUCUGCGUCAAAUAGGUCAUAUGAAUCCUCAGUUUUCUUAUGUUCUUCAGAAAACUCUCUCUAUGUUAUUUGCUCCUACUUUGCCAACAAGAAUUCUCUUUUAUCUUAAAGCUAGUUUUAAAAUAUUUUGUAACAGAGCACUAACAAGACCUAACUGAAAUGCACACAAGAUGAUGAUUACCCAAGAGAACCUGAACAUCCUUGUGCUUCUAAGUCAACAGCUCCCUCUACCGGCCGAGCACAUUUAGGGGUCAGCCGUAACCAAGACCAGCCCGCUGGCGUGCUUUCUAUGUGAUAACCUGCUUUUACUUUGUCAGAUCUUAGCUAUCUCUUAUAUUUUCUGUCCUUGAGGCCACAAACUUCCCUCCUUUUUUGCUUCCCUUUUCUAUUUGCAAGGGUAGUGGACCCUGCGCCAGCAUACUAUGUUUUCUUUCCCGUACCUAUAAAAUUACCAAGAAUUACCCCCAAUUUUGGCCAGAGGCAUUAAAAGAGAAGUUGUUUCUCAGCUGACAAAGAACGGUAUUACUGUUUUAUAUAGGUGGUUGGAAAGUUGACCAAGUUUGGCCAACUUUGAAAAUCCUGGCUAUGCUUACAUAACUAAUCACAUAGACCUGCUGAGACCUUCAGAUAAGCAAGGGGCCCUUUCACCAGUAGAGGUAGGUUCUCAACCUGCAAAUAAUUUCCUCUGAGCUGUGGCCAACCUCCAGAGAAAGGAUUCACGCUUCAUACUGUUCUUUUGUUGGCUGUCAUUGAAAAAUUAUAUUAUAGAAAGUUAUCAAAAAUAGCUAAUUGUUCUUAAGAAGAGUAUGUAAAUCUGGAGCCUGUCCUUGUCUGUCACUCACUAAACACUGUCAAGCCUGAAAGAAGAGGAAGGGUAAUCUCUGGCUGGUGAAAACUUUGUGCCCUAAGUCUGCCAAGGUAACCAAGUGGUGAGUGUUUCCUCUCCCAUUACCAGCAAGAAAGUUGAUUUGCGGUUGUACAAAUUAUGGUGGGACUGCAGACCUAUUUGCUAUAACUAUUGGAAAUAAGGAUUCAGAUUUUUUAUCUAAGUAAGCACAUAGUUCCAACCCCUGCAGAAUGCAUUUUGAUAAAGGAAAGACUUUUGUUGGGUAACAGAAGGAAAAACAGGACUUAUUUAUACAGUGAAUGUUCCCUCUGUGAGGAGCUGCCCUCCGGUUACAGAUGUUUUCUCACUUUGGCCACCUCCACACUUGAUGCCAACGUGUUUUCCACCCCGUCUUGAAGGAAGGAGCCCAAGUCAUUGCUGCUCCUCUGGGUGAAAGGCCCUGAUUACCGUACUGCAUUUGUUUAUAGGGAGGUGCGUUUUUGCUAACUUGAAGGGAUAUACUGUAUUUUAAAUAAGUGUGUAACUUAAUAUUUUGGAUUUUUUUUUCCUCCUUUAAAACUGGACCUGAACACAGCUUUGCGUUGGUAUUUGUAAUAAUCUCAGGACCUGAAAGAUUGUAGCAUUUAGUGUGUCUUAAAAAUUAUGUACUGUACCAGCCAUGGAUUUUUGUAAAUAUACCUGUCUCCCUUUUUUGUAUUAUUUUAGUAAAAAAAUAAUAAUAAAUUUAAAUAAAAGGGGGUGGUGAUGAUACAUGAGUGGGUGUGGGUAUGUAUGUGUGUAUGUUUGUAUAAGGCUCUCUUGAGAUGAACUGGUGCUUGUUUAAUUUCCGGCUCUAAUCAGAGCAGGAAUAUGGACAAACUGCUGCUACUGAACCCUGCACUGAGCCACGGUGUUUCCAUUGUGUUUCCUAGCGAUCGAUUAAACACAGGCGACCAGUGGAUAAUUACGUUAAUUCUCCUCCUCCCGCUGCCACCUUGCCUUUGCAUUUUCGGUUCUACACCCCUUCUGAAUUUCAAUGGUAAAAGCUCUCCAAACUUUGGGUGGUUUGUGGCUCUCGAGUUUUUAGAGAGCUCUUGUCACUGUUCUCUAAGAAGAAAGAAGGACAGGCAAAUUUUUUUUUUAACCAAAACCAAAAACAAAAACCAAUCACAUUUCAUAAAACCGUGAUGAAUUGUGGAUACGUGAGAGGGCUUAAACAUUCCUAAAUGUGGAUCUGUGAAUUUAAUAAAUUAACCCCAUCGAUAUACUCCUUCAGUGCAGGGAUUUUUUUUUUUUUUUUUCUUGCAACAGCCUUGCUCAUAUUCCAGGUGUAGCUAAGCAAACCCCUGUUUUAAAGCAGGAGCCUUAUUUGAUUCAGUGUAGAUGUUUUCCUGUCUAUCCUUUGUGACAGGGCCUUUUACAUGAGUGUUUUUUCUUUUUGUAUGUGUUAUGUGUUUGUUGUAUUAAAUAAAGAGGAAUGUACAUAUUA
Molecule: messenger RNA, 14520 nt
Organism: Sus scrofa (pig)
Lineage: Eukaryota; Metazoa; Chordata; Mammalia; Artiodactyla; Suidae
Gene: UBN2
Product: ubinuclein 2
Biological process (GO): chromatin organization
Cellular component (GO): nucleus
Source: RefSeq, a predicted model, not a curated record